Camelus dromedarius (Arabian camel) is the source of this 1425-nucleotide messenger RNA. It is a transcript of the gene PGC, whose product is annotated as progastricsin. Lineage: Eukaryota; Metazoa; Chordata; Mammalia; Artiodactyla; Camelidae. The record is from RefSeq and is a predicted model, not a curated record. The transcript is spliced from 9 exons. Gene Ontology annotation, biological process: proteolysis. Gene Ontology annotation, molecular function: aspartic-type endopeptidase activity. The coding region runs from base 86 to 1258 and encodes 390 amino acids.
UAUAAAGGAUGAAGGAGUAUUACUCGGGCCCUCACUGUGAGUGACGGCACAACUUCGCCGCUGCGGCCAGUUGGGAAUCAGCAUCAUGAAGUGGAUGGUGGUGGCUUUGGGCUGCCUCCAGCUCUUGGAGGCAACACUGAUCAGAGUCCCCCUGAAGAAAUUUAAGUCCGUCCGCGAGACCAUGAAGGAGAAGGGCCUGCUGGAGGAGUUCCUGAGGACCCACAAGUAUGACCCCGUCCAGAAGUACCGCUUUAGUGACUUCAGCGUGGUCUCUGAGCCCAUGGCCUACAUGGAUGCUUCCUACUUUGGUGAGAUCAGCAUCGGGACCCCACCACAGAACUUCCUGGUCCUUUUUGAUACUGGCUCCUCCAACCUGUGGGUGCCCUCUGUCUACUGCCAGAGCCAGGCCUGCACCAGCCACACACGCUUCAACCCUAGCCUGUCCUCCACCUACUCUACCAAUGGGCAGGCCUUCUCCCUGCAGUACGGCAGUGGCAGCCUCACCGGCUUCUUUGGCUAUGACACUCUGAUGGUCCAUGACAUCAAGGUCCCCAACCAGGAGUUCGGCCUGAGUGAAAAUGAGCCGGGUACCAAUUUCCUCUAUGCGACGUUCGAUGGUAUCAUGGGCAUGGCCUACCCUGCCCUGUCCACGGAUGGGGCCACCACCGCCCUGCAGGGCAUGCUGCAGGAGGGCGCCCUCACCUGCCCAGUCUUCAGCUUCUACCUCAGCAGCCAGCAGAGCUCUCAAGACGGGGGAGCAAUUGUCUUUGGGGGUGUGGACAACAGCUUGUACACGGGGCAGAUCCACUGGACCCCCGUCACUCAGGAGCUGUACUGGCAGAUUGGCAUUGAGGAGUUCCUCAUUGGCGAUCAGACCUCUGGCUGGUGCUCCCAGGGCUGCCAAGCCAUUGUGGACACCGGCACGUCUCUGCUCACCGUGCCCCAGCAGUUCAUGAGUGCCCUUCUGCAGGCCACGGGAGCCCAGGAGGACCAGUACAGACAGUUUCUUGUGGACUGUAACAACACUCAGAGCCUGCCCACCUUCACCUUCAUCAUCAGUGGUGUGCAGUUCCCUUUGCCACCCUCCUCCUACAUCCUCAAUAAUGACGAAGGCUGCUGCACCGUGGGGGUCGAGGUCACCUACCUGCCCUCCCAGAAUGGCCAGCCCCUGUGGAUCCUCGGGGACGUCUUCCUCAGAUCCUACUACUCCGUCUACGACAUGAGCAACAACAGGGUGGGCUUCGCCACUGCCGCCUAGACUCAGGGCCUGGACGCCUGGGCUCCCUCCUCCCUCUCAGCCCCCUGCCCCACGUGGGGCUUUCUCUCUGUGCUUCUGCUCUGCAUUCAGCCUUCCUUCUCUGGACUCUGGACUUUCUCUAACAAUAAAUUGUUCUUCUCCACGUUGGCCAGCCUGUGUUUCUAGAG